AUGGAUGAUUAUAUUAACAUUAUGGACGAUAUCAACAUUAUGGACGAUUCUAUUAACAUUAUGGACGAUUAUGGAUGUAUCCCCCUUUCCGUUGUGACUCACCCCUGGGAGAGGCCCAGCCCUACACUGCCUGUGUGUGCUGACUGGGGGCCACAGCUCAAUCAUGGCAGCGGCAGAAUGCGGUUCAUCGUGCUGCUCUUCAACUGCCUUCUCACUUUGAGCUCCUGCUUUGACAUUCCCAGUGUCCUGCAGCAGCAGUUCCAGGGCAUGAGUGCCAGGGGUUAUCCCCUUUUCCCUGCUCUGUAUGGCUGUAACCUGACAGCCUGGGUUGUCCCGACAAGUGGAGAGAAGGCCUGUUCGUGUUUUUUCCGUUUCUUCCUAGUCGGUGUUUUUGUUUUCUCUUUGCUUACCAUGCUGGGAUCAUCCAUCUUUGCUUUAGGCUUACACUUCAAGGCCUCGCCAUACCUCCUCCUAAUGAUGUUAAAAGGAAGACAGCUCUUUAUGGAAGAUUUUUCUCUUUUCAAAGUUGUGCAGAAUCAUUACCAUAUUACCUGGUUCAAGGGGAAGGAAGCAUUUAGAUUGACUCCGUCUUUCUCCUGUCUUGGGAGUGUCCUCAAUUUCUUCUUCAUCCAGCAGUUUGAGACAAAGUUUGGAAUGCAGUGGAUACUCUGGGGAGGGAGUCUGCUCUGUGUGCUGGGGUUUGUUUCCGCCCUCACAGUCAGCAUACUUGACAAAGUGGGGAACUGGACUUGGAUGGUUCGGGCUAUUUUCCUGGGGAGGGGGAGUACAUUUUUGCUGCAGAUUCAGGACAUCCAGCACCUUCUCCUUCACUACUGGCUGCUGGUCCUCACCAUCAUGUUCUUCUUCCCCUUUGUGGCAGACAUCAGCAAGUAUAUCCAGGAUAAAUAUUCUGGUUAAAAUCAGCGGGCAGCUGCUUACAUUUUUGGGGCAGUGUAUGACAUCUCCAUCAUUCUCUCCGCAGCAGUUAGCAUAUUAAUUGACUUCACUGGACUGAGAGGUGUCCUUGCUGAUGGCUGUCCCCUGUUGACUCUGCCAGUCUUUGCUUUCCUGGCAUUCCCAUCUGUGCCUCUGCUGGUCUGUAUCAUCUGGCUGGGGAUCACUUACUCCUUUGCUGCAGUGAGUACAGUCCCCCACUGUCUCUGGGUGUAUUGCAGCUACACUCCUACAUCUGGAUGGCAUAUUACUGCUGCCCUGGUAUCCUGCUAAGCAGGUUUCACAGCCACAGGUUGAAGUCACUGGCUCUACAAGCCUGAAGUUGUGGGAACCUAGUUAGAUGGGCAGAUCAUACCCUGAACAGAGUUCCUAGCAUGAAGGGAAUAAACCUGAAGCCUUGAGAGAUGGGGUGCUGGGGGGAUGCUGAUAGAAUCAUCCUACCUAGACUUAUAAGGUCAAAACAUUGUCCUGUGGCUGCGAUUGGCUAUUUCUCCCCAGGUAACCCUAGGUAUUGUGAAACCCACCAUGCCCCUGCAUCUUUGGAAGCUGCCCCUCAGACCAUGCAGUCUCUCUAUGAACAUUAAAAUCUAUCUUGGGCAAUUCCAUCAAACCCAACCCAUUAUCAUUGCCAUGCCGCCCGGCUGGGUCAGCCCGAAAUCACAGAGCUGACUGUGAUAUGAAGUCUUUGCUUAGUGACAAAUAACCUUAAAGAAUCAACAAUGGACCAGAAAGGCAGAGCACAGAGCAAACAGAGUUUGAACAUCUCCAUGAAUAGAGACUCUGCAGCCUCUCUGGGCCACCUGUCCCAGUGUCUGACCCCUUGCAGGAAAAAUGUGCGUCCUUGUGUUCAGAUGGAAUUCUGUGUGGUUUCUCUUGUGCCCAUUGCCACCUGUCCAGAGCAGAGUCUGGAUCCCUCAUCCUUGCUCCCUCCCAGCAGGUACUUGAACACAUUAGUCAGAUCUCCCAGAGCCUUCUUCUCUCAGCCCCUCAUCCUGUGACAGAUGCUCUAGUCCCUUUAUCACUUUUGUGGCCCAUCCCCUAAAUCACAUCUGUCUUAUUCUAGGGAGGUCAAAACUGCACACAGUGCUUCAGGUAAGAACUCAUCAGCAUUUUGACACAGCUGGCAAAUCAGACUCCUGCUAGACUGUGGCUUCAAAAUAUCCUUAGGCCCCCACUUGCUGUACUAUUCUUCAGUGCUGAAAUCCUGCACUUGCAUUUUUUCAGAGGAAAAAUCCCAUGAUGAAUUUCCAGCUGUAACUAUGAAAAACCACAUACAGCAGGGCUGUAAACUAAUGUUGGAGACUUGUGAACAGAAGAAAAUGUGUUCACAGCUGAUUUAUGUGCUAAUACCCUGGCUUAAGAGCAGUGACUUCAGCCUGGUUUGCUGACUCCAUCAGCUUUCUUAGUUAAUGCCAUGAUGCAGCAGCUAAACUCAAAGGGGGUUGGUACUGCUACAAGUGCUGGGAUAACCACUCAAAGUCCUGUACUUGCUCCUUCAAGGAAGAAGCUUGCUCAAAAGCCAGCCAUUCCUGUUUGACAUCCCACAAUCUACCUUCAAAUGACUAGAAAAGAAACUUCACUCUUCUAUUUUGAAAAAGAGUUGUGACAUACUUUCCUUAAAGUCUGCCAGUGGUUAACAAGGUUCUCAUUGAUGUAGCACCAAAGCCUGUCUGCUCUGCUGGGUGUCACAGCCUUCCUGUCCCACUCCUGUUUUCACUGCCUAUAUGGAGAACUUCUGUUAGCUAGAGAGAAACCAUAGAACAAUGGUUUUAUAGAAACCAUAGAACAAUGAUCCUUGCACUUGCUUAUAAAAGCCCUACCCACAGAAUCUGAAGAUGUGGGGACAUUCUGGUGACCUUUGGGUCUCUUGCACAAAGACCAUCUUCAGGGUGGGAGGACUCUACUGGAGCUUCUCACAGGCAGAGUUCUUUCUGGACAGGCCACUCCUGUCUUUCAGCUCAAAUGGAUAAAUCUUGAAGCUGACAUAACAAUAAGGAGGGAGAUGAUGACCCUUCCUGGAGCAGUACCUGCUCACCUCCACUGGGCACGCUGAUUGCUUACUCAGCUUUUUUCAGUAAUGACCCCCUGAUGACCAGGAAGCCACCUGCACUUUGCCUGACUUCCCCAUUUUUGCUGGACACCAGCACCCAAUUUGCAGCUGGGAUACCAGAGCUCAGCUCUGAGCUUUCAAAAAGGCAAUUGCAUGGCUCUCACACUUUGGUUGAGCUUGUCAUUAAUAUGAAAGGGUGGCAUUCACAAAGGUCAACAUGCUGCAAGAAAUGGAAGGAAACAAUCAGGGAUUUUUUUUGUUUAACUUUUGUAGUGUUGCACUGAUUAUGAUUAUAGGUAACGGAAACCCCCACGCCUUACAAUGUCCCCAGCCUUAGACAACCCAGGCUUUAACAUUUAAGCUGCACAUAUUCUCUGGCAGAACAUUCCUCUUGCCAAAGACACCAUAGAUUGAAACAUGUAAAGUAUAGACUGAAGCCUUAAAGUGGAUAUUAGUUCAGGCAGUUCACACUGAGUUGGACUUGGAUUGCCCUUCAUGCCCAAGUGCUUGCUCCCAACAGCCAGAAUGUUAAACAUUGACACAGUAGAACACACAUAUAUGUAAGUCUGUGGGAGGAGACAGUGGAGAAAAAGCCAUCAUCUUUAUGAUCUUUAUGAAGAACCUGGCAUAAUGUUAAGUUCCUGUAACUUCAAGAGGCCCCUGUGUUUUUAAUACACCUGAACACAGAGGCCUGUGGUUUUGGCUUAAGUGGCACGUAACACACCCAAGCAGCAGCAGAGGAGGGGUCAUGAAACCAAAGGCAGCACAGCUACUAUUUUAAGUAUCUGUAUAUGUAGGAGGGAGGAGAAAGCAGUGGGUAAGAACACAAUCAGAAGUCAGCUGAACCUAGAAAGGCUGGUAAGUAAAAGAAAUUCCUGCAUUCCUGCUGGCUAUGUGAGAGUAUUUUGACCUGUUUAAGGAAGAAGAGGUUUUCUUAGGAAUAUAAGGAAAUUGAAAGAAAGGGAAAGCCAAUUCAAGAUGAGACUGUCUUUAUUCCCAGAAGCAAGAUAAAACUACAAAAAUAAUCAGGGCUGCUAAUUUAGUCCAGUAAUUUAAAUCUGCCUCUUCCUGCUCACCAACUGUGUUCAAAGGGAGGAGUGGGAACAGCCUAGGCAGCCAGCUUUGCCUGCUGGGAGACUUCUGGGCAUCAGUUUUUGGCCAGCAAUGAAUUAUUACCCAGUCCACUUCUUGCACAGCUGAUAACCAGUAAUGACAGAAAAAGCUUACAUAUGACCAAGUCUCCCCACAGCCAGGAUGCUGUGACUUGUCUUUGCUCCUUCAGAAACAAUGGAAAAUUCCAGCCUCAAUGACAAUCCAUCACCUUUUUCAAAGGGAGGCGAUACACGGUUUCAGCAGAGCUUCAAGCAGAAAUUCAACAAGAGACACAUCAGGGGCUUGGAAAAAUCACUGGGUGACCACCUCUAUCACAGAAUCACCCAGGUAACCAGACUCUUGGACAUCCACACACCAUUAACAUGGUGAUCAUAUUGAUCAUAAGCAACUCUGACAACCUUCCAGGGAACAUACUACAGCAGUAACUCAUUUAGUACUUAAAAACUCACAGUAAUGCUGCUUAAAACACCAACAGAGGACAUUAAUCUUCCUCAUUGAAAGUGCAAUGCAGGGUGUGAUGCAGUGAUGCAACAGUAUCAGACAGUGCUUGCUUUAAAGGUUUUGCACAGUAGCCAGCAGUCUUCACAGGGAAAAACAUGCAUGAUCUGGCUUAACUGGCACACAUGGGUAUCAGGAAGGAUGACACACUGCAGCUGGGCUGUUCACUAGAGCCGUGAGGUCUUGUACAGGACAGGCACAGUGACACAUUUAGGGACUAAGUACCAGAUAUGCCUAGAACCACAUAUGACUCACGAAAGUAUGCAAGUCCUCCUUUAACCACUUCCUAGGCUAAGCUCACCAUGGACACCAUCAUUUUCCUUCCCAGACUGAAACAGCAACUCAGAAAACAUUCUAUCCCAAGUGUUUAGCUACAAACCGGCAGUUCUGGGGAAAGCAAUGAGGUAACGCACGCAGUUGCAAAGUGGAGCUAUACUGCAGUCUACUGUAGGCUGCAGCUCAAAGGAAAGACGGUCCUUCGUUGCUAAUGGGCUAUGAAGGACAUUGCCACAUUCCCACAUUAUGCAGAUCCUACCCAAACUGUACAUGCUUCAGAGGAGAGUUCUGAAUUGUAAAUGGCUGAACACAGAAGUCACUGUAGGAGUGAGGGCUGGCUGAGAGGCUCUGAGAGCAUCACAGCCUGGAAGUUCAGGGAUGAAUGCCAGACACACAACGAUCUGGCUGAGAGGUCACUGUGUCCAGAUCACCUAGAACUGCAAUGUCAAUAGCUGCAGUACCCUGCUCUGUCAGCCAAUGCAGUCUGGCACAUGAAAGGUGUUUUAUGCACUCACUAGAAACAUACAAAUAUUAUGUGACUUCACAUAAAGAAUAUGCCCUGCUCAAGGAGAAUUACUGUGUUUUUCUGCAAAUAGCCUGAAAUAUUUAAAAUAUUUAAAUAUUUGAUUCUAUUUACAAUAUUGCUGAAGAACAUAACAGAAUCCCACUGUGGUAUCAUGGAAUGUAGUCCAUAGAAAGGCAUUAAGCUGAUCUCUUGCUACCGUCCUAUGCCAUCACAGAUAAGAGGUGUCUGUCUCACAGGAAGCCUUGAGCAGGAUGUCACAGCUCCUGAGCACAGUCCCAUGUACAGAAGGCCUGAAAAUAUACAUGCAAUCUUUCCCAUUUCAGACCAUAAAAUUCACCAGUGUAUCUAUGGUGAAACAGAGUACUGACCAAUUUAUAAAAUCAGGCAUCUACAGCACACAAUGAAGUAACAAAAUACAGAAGUUUAUUGAUAACUGCAUGUUCUGUCAUUUGAUUUCCAAUCCCCUUAUGUCCCAGAGAAAUGCUCAGAUCAAUCUUACCUGAAGAGCUGAAAACACUGCUUAGAUCCCAAAGAAAGAAAUGCAAGAAAAUUAACAUAGUUAACUAAUUUAAGGCCUAGUCAGAAGUUGCUUUUAAAAGACAGGCACUGAAGCCAAUGUACAACAGGUACUAAAAGAUGCCAAAUGCUUGGUAUUGCAGGUAGCAUCCGCUACCAGAGCCUGCAAUGUAGGAAGCGGCCUCUGGCUGACUUUUCUACAUGACAGCUUCCUGUCAAGUACUGGAACAAGGAACUGGAAUGGCUAAUAUGUCAGAGACUGAGCCAGAGGCUGGAGAGCACAGACUCAGGAAGAGCUGCUAAGAAAUAAAAGUUUGGAAGUAACUUAAGUUGAUUCCAGGGUUGCAGUUUGAACUACUGCCCUGUUUUCCUGGGAGGAAAAUUAAUAGGCAGCUCCAAACCAAUCUGAAAGAUACAAAGGCAUUUAAAUCCCUACUUGCGAUGGCUGUUUCUCUCCUAGCACUGCCCUAUAUGUUUCGCUAUUUGAAAAGG
Molecule: messenger RNA, 6425 nt
Organism: Cyanistes caeruleus (blue tit)
Lineage: Eukaryota; Metazoa; Chordata; Aves; Passeriformes; Paridae
Source: RefSeq, a predicted model, not a curated record